AUGAAAGACGACAUUUUGCCCCCAUAUGAGACCCCGGCGCCGGCAGCGCCCCCGUACGAAGAAGUCCAAUCUCACGACGAUGACAACGACGUCGACAACGCCACCGUCGAGCCGACCAUCUUCAUUCUCGCCGGCCAGGCCGUCUACGCCGAGACGAUCGACGGCCCACCCGCCUACGAGCUAUCCCGCGCCGUCGCCACGCUCACCAAGUCGACUGAAAAGGUUGAAUUCGAGCGCCUCGACCAGGUCCUCAGCGCGGCAGCAGCCCCAGCCGACUCCUCCUCCUCCGCCGCCGCCUCGCCUCCAAUCCGUCGCCGCCGCCGCCGCCGGCACCUUUACGACCUGCGACGCACGCCCAAGCAGCCUCGCCUCGGCCUCGCCCGCUCACGCGCGCGCUCCGACGCGCCCGAGUACUACCUACACAGCCAGUCAUCGCGGCGGACGCUCGGCCACGUCGGGCUCGCCAAGGAUCGGUCCGGCGGCGGCUGGGCCGCGGGUUUCCGCGCGGUACCCGUGCACGUGGCGGCGGCCACGACGGGCCGGGCGCGCUUCGCCGACGGUGCCGACGGCGCGACGCCGCUGUUUGCGCUGCGCAGGGACAAGGGGGGCCGCUCGCGCUGGGUCGCGGCCGACGGCGAGGAGACGCUGGCGAUUGAGGACGCGGCGGAUCGGCAGCGCAGGCUCAUACUGACGAGGGCGCUGCCGCGCAAGGAGGUGGACGCGCUGGUGGCGUUGUGGUGCGCGAGCAUAUGGCAGGAAGCCGCCGUGAGAGCGGACGAAGAGCUCAGGGGAGUCAAGGACAGGCAAAAAAAAAAAAAAGAAGAGAACAACAUGUGCUGGCAGCUUCCAAACUACUCCGAGUACCAGUGCGGACACCCCGGCACCACCACCUUUUCCCUGAAGCGAUGCCCGGCCGCCAAGGACCGCUGCGACUGGAUGCCUUGCAAAGUCGUGCUGGAUAGCGAGGAUGGCCCCGCGGAGCCCCCUACGCUGAUCUGGAACCCUUGCCAGACGUGCAAGGAGAGCGGCGACUGGCUGGAAUUCAUUGACAUACAGGGCCGGCUCCGGUGGAGGAGGACUGUCGGCGCCAUCAAGCCGCCGUCAAAGAAGAGAAUCUACCACAACUACAUCAAGUGCGGGCACUCGGUCCGCGUUCCCAUCCACGUAGUCGGCCCGCCCUGCCCUGCCGCUGCGCUACACCUCCUCCCCGGCCAAAACUACUGCCCCGUCGCCGUCGCCGCCUGGCAGACGAGGGUCGAGACCGUCGACGAGCCUUGCCUGUCUUGCAAGCAAGGCCGCCUCUGGUUCCUGCUCAUCGACGAGCACGGGCGGUACAAGUGGUCGCCGUGCAUUCCCAACGCGCAGCGCAACGGCGAGUACGCCAGGUGUCCCGAGAUCGAAUCGGCAAAAAAUCAAUGA
Messenger RNA from Beauveria bassiana ARSEF 2860, 1419 nucleotides. RefSeq lists its product as uncharacterized. The record is from RefSeq and is a predicted model, not a curated record. NCBI's taxonomy places the organism in Eukaryota, Fungi, Ascomycota, Sordariomycetes, Hypocreales, Cordycipitaceae. The transcript is spliced from 3 exons. Bases 1 to 1419 code for a protein of 472 amino acids.